Pelobates cultripes (western spadefoot toad) is the source of this 203-nucleotide messenger RNA. The record is from the annotation of a GenBank genome assembly. NCBI's taxonomy places the organism in Eukaryota, Metazoa, Chordata, Amphibia, Anura, Pelobatidae.
CAGAGACUACCCCUGCAGGGGAGAGCAAAGACCAGGAGGUCUUGCCAGCCCCUGAACCUGAGCAAAAUCUGAGCCUGCAUCUAACAGACAGCUUGGCUCCAACAAUGAAGGGAGACCUCAAAAUCGUCCUCUCUGAACUACACAAAAUGAUGGCGACGGACCUGGUGUUCAUCAGGAAAGAGAUUCAGGCCCACAAAGACUGA